AUGACCAGAGCUAAUCCGGGAGAAUUUUAUCAAAUUAACCCCGAAGUCGAAAGGAAUUUGUGUAAGCUACGAAGAAGUUUGAAAUUUGGGUGUUCUACUGAGGGAACACUUCCUACAUCUGAAGCCAUACCACCUUCAUUAUCUCUAGUCACAAACAUACCAUUCAAUCCUUUGCCUGAUCCUAACCCAAACAAUAUGGCACAAAGAACCAUCAGACAGUUAGCCACCUCUCACAAUACAACUAUCCGAAGUGACAUUGAAUACCCUAAUGAGGAGUGGGAGUUGAGACCUGACCUGUUAAAUGCCUUACCAAAGUUCAAUGGAUUAUUAGCUAUCCGCAGAGAAAUUCAAGAUAUAAGACAGAGAGAUAGAGAGAAUCUUAGUGAAUAUUGGGAAAGAUUCAAGAAACUAUGUUCUUCAUGCCCUCAACUCCAAAUGGAAGAUUUUAUUCUAAGCUUUUAUGAAUGCUUAAGUCCUACUGAUAGGUCAUUGGCAGAUGCUGCAAGCGGAGGAUCUUUCUUAGACAAGUCACCAGAAGAUAGUAUAGAUCUAAUAGAACGGAAGGCAGUAGACAAUCAACAGUAUGACACAAGAGAAAAUUCAGUGACUUUGUUGAAGGGAGUGCAUGAAAUUGAUAAUGGUGCAGUUGAUGGAAAGAUGAUAGAUGAAAGAUUGAAUAAGCUAGAAAGCAAACUCGACGAGAUUGCAAGUUUGUUUAAAACCUCAACUCCACAAAUUGCUAAGAAGUGUGGAAUUUGCAUUUCAACUAACCAUUAUACUGAUGAAUGUCCUAGCUUGGUCGAAACCACUAUGGAAAACCCAUCUCAAGCUUUUGCUGCAAACAUGAUUGGAGGAAAUAGACCAUACCAGAAUUAUCAUGAUUCGUCCUCUAAUAGAUAUCAGCAAAACAGGAAACCUUAUGUUCCACCUCAACAAAGGCAGCAAUCUCAGCCUGAAAUGUCAAUGCAAGAUUUCAUGAAAACAAUACUUGAGCAAAAUUCAGAAAUCAAGAAAUCAAUUGUAGAGUUGACUCAAAGGGUGGAAAAAUUAGAGGCUAAGGAGUCAAAUAAACUACCUGGACAAACAGUGAUCAACUCACAAAAUGUAAGUGCUAUUACUUUGAGAAUGGAUAAGCAAGUAGAAGGCCCUGAAGGAGCCCAAGAGGAUGAAGAUAAGGAGAAAGAAGGAGCGCAAAUUGAUGACAAUGGAGGAUCAAGUGAACCAUCACCUAAGACUACCACUGAUAAAUCCAGGUUAGUAUCCUCUAACUCUUCUUCUAAAACUUCUUCUUCUUCUCAUUCUCCACCUCCUCCAUAUCCAAAUCGGUUGAAGCCGAGAAACAAAAAAAUGGAGGAAUUAGACCAAGAGAUUUUAAAUAUUUUCAAGAAAGUGGAGAUCAAUAUUCCUUUGCUAGAUGCUGUUAAGCAAAUCCCUAAAUAUGCCAAGUUUUUGAAAGAAAUUUGCACAAAUAGAAGGCAUUUUAGGGAUAAUGAAGUUGUGAAUUUGGGAAGAAAUGUGUCAAGUUUGAUUAAGAAGCAUAUUGAAAUACCGCGAAAAUGCAAGGAUCCAGGUAUGUUUUCUGUUCCAUGUGUUAUUGGAAAUUCAAAGUUUGACAAUGCCAUGCUAGAUUUAGGGGCUUCCAUAAAUGUAAUGCCUUUAUCAGUGUUUACUUCUCUAUCUUUGGGACCUCUUAAGACUACUGGUGUGGUCAUUAAACUGGCCAACCGUAGCACAGUUAACCCUGCAGGUGUGCUUGAGGACGUCCUUGUCCGAGUAGACAAGUUAAUUUUUCCUGCAGAUUUUUAUAUCUUGGACAUGAAGGAUGAUGAAGGAAUUAGUCUAACAACUAUUAUCUUGGGAAGACCUUUCAUGAUGACAACACGAACCAAGAUAGAUGUGCAUGUAGGAUCAUUGACAAUGGAGAUAGGAGAUGAGAAGGUGCGGUUCAACGUGUUGGAAGAUGGGAAGCACCAAAUUAAAGAUCAUUCUUUGUUUUGUAUUGAUUUAUCAAGUGAUGUUGUAAACAAUUUUUCUUUAACUAGUUAUCAUUAG
Molecule: messenger RNA, 2052 nt
Organism: Vigna umbellata (rice bean)
Lineage: Eukaryota; Viridiplantae; Streptophyta; Magnoliopsida; Fabales; Fabaceae
Source: RefSeq, a predicted model, not a curated record